Oppia nitens is the source of this 1631-nucleotide messenger RNA. RefSeq names its product serine/threonine-protein kinase Pak-like. The coding region runs from base 78 to 1631 and encodes 517 amino acids. Gene Ontology annotation, biological process: protein phosphorylation; intracellular signal transduction; regulation of MAPK cascade. Gene Ontology annotation, cellular component: cytoplasm. Gene Ontology annotation, molecular function: ATP binding; protein serine/threonine kinase activity. The record is from RefSeq and is a predicted model, not a curated record. Lineage: Eukaryota; Metazoa; Arthropoda; Arachnida; Sarcoptiformes; Oppiidae. The transcript has a single exon.
UAUCAUACAUACCAAUGCCCUACUACUACUAUUACUACUGUAUACCUGGUUUGUAAUUAGAUAGCCUAAGUUUGUCAAUGAAUAAAGUGGUAAACAAGAUAUUCCGUAUAAAGUCCAUCAGUGGUAAUAUACAACACCAAUCAAAAGGUGGCCUAACAUCAGUUGACACAAACGGAAAGUUAAUGGAUAAGGAGUCGGCCAAACGUGGCUCAGACAUUGGCAAUCCGUACAGUUUUCAGCAUAAAAUACACGUUGGCUUUAAUGCUGAAACCGGUCAAAUGGAGGGGUUGCCACCGGAAUGGCUGGAAUUGCUUCGCGAGGCAAACAUAUCCAGUAGUGAACAAUCGAAAAAUCCUAAAGCAGUGGUCGAUGUACUCAAACUUUUUGUAACCAUAAGUCAAAAACAAGAGAAAUGGAUCGGAAAAGAGGAAGUGAUUGCCAGUGAAACUAAAGAGAUUGAAAGACAAUUGGAGAAACAGUGCGCUCGAACCCAGGCGUUCAAUGGUGACGACCUAUUGUCAGAUAUUAACAGAGAGCUAACUAAUCGACACUUUUUUACAAAAACUAAAUUUUUUGAUACACUUUUGGACGAUAUCUACGACUGUGAAUCUAUCGAUAAAAAAGGUUGGACAACAACACCGCCGCCAAACACACCAAACCUAUUAAAUGAAGAACAGUUGGUCACCGACGACACUACCGAUGAUAAUAGUAAGCAUUGGAAUUGCGAGACUCAGGAUAAAGAAGAGAUGACUGAUGAAGAAGUUAUCGAUCGUUUGAAAGACAUCGUUAACAAUACGGAUGAUCCGCUCGAUAGAUACGAUAUCAUCAAAAAGAUAGGUUCGGGUGCGUCGGCUACUGUUUAUACGGCCAUUGAUAGUCUGACCGGUGGGACUGUUGCCAUCAAAAAAAUGAAUUUAUCGCAACAGUUGAAAAAGGAACUCAUAAUUACUGAGUUAAUGGUUAUGAAAGAUCAGAAUCACGAAAAUCUUGUCAAUUAUAUUGACAGUCAUUUUGUGGACAAUGAACUGUGGGUUGUAAUGGAGUAUUUAGAGGGCGGGUCACUGACCGAUGUUAUCAAUAGUUCCGUACUUAGCGAGAGUCAGAUGGCCUGCGUUUGUCUGGAAGUACUCAAAGCAAUAGUUUAUUUACAUUCAAAGAGUAUCGUUCACCGCGACAUCAAAAGCGAUAAUAUUUUGCUGGGAAUGGACGGCACCGUCAAAGUGACAGACUUCGGGUUUUGUGGACACAUCACCGGUGACGAGAAACGCCAUACAUUGAUAGGUACGCCUUAUUGGAUGGCACCGGAAGUAGUAUCCAGAGCUCAGUACGGUUACAAAGUUGAUGUCUGGAGCUUAGGUAUUAUGAUGAUUGAGAUGAUUGACGGAGAGCCGCCUUAUAUGAAUGAAUCGCCACUUAAAGCUCUUUAUUUGAUUGCCACACACGGAAAACCUGACAUCAAGAGUCGUCAUCAGUUGUCACCCGAUUUGCUUAACUUUAUAGACAGUUGUCUCGAGAUAGAUGUCGACAAAAGAAGUUCCGCCGCAGAGCUCUUAAACUACGAUUUUAUGGCCAAAGCAACUGACAUGUCAUCUAUUGUGCCGUUGAUUAAGGCAUCAAACAAAACUAAUUAA